GAAACAGGGGUAUCGAUCAAUUUGGGUUUUUCUCACCUCUUCAAUUCUCUCUCAACUCCUCUCCUCUUUCCUCACGUGUUCUUCUCCUUCCUCUUCUCUUCUUCUUUAUCUUCUAAAUCUUAACUUCUUCUUUCUUCUUCAAGGAGAUUCAUGAUGACAUUGGUGGAUUUUCCAUUUAUCUAGUAUCAUUUUAUUAAGCUUUCAAUGUCGUUGUAUUUGAGUACCAUUUAGUGAUAUAAAACUGAAUAUUGUCCCAAAAUUCAUUUACUUUUCGCAAUUUACUUAGUUUGAGUUUAGAUCCAUAUCUGGAUCAUUACACUUUGUUUCCAGAUUUUGAUCUUUAUCCUGCUUCAUGGUCUGAUUUCUGAGUUGAUAAUUAGCCAACUUUUCACGUUCAUCUGUCUCAUUUGUUUUAUCCUUUGGAGCCUGUUCCUCAUGGCUCUCCUCUUGAUGAACAUCGUCGAUUUGGAGAGUCUCCUUCACCACUGCAAUAGUUUAAUUUGUUCAUUUUGAACUGACUCUGAUAUAUUGCCUUGCUCAUCCUGCCAGGAGUAUCAGGUUUGAAAGUAAUCUUGUUUCUUUGGCAUCUUCUUAGUUUUUCUUUUCUUGGUUUUCCUCUUACUGGUAUUUGUGUGUUUGGAUGUAUAAGCUUUCUCCUCUUUGUGUUUGAUAUUGUGUUCCUGAUCAUUCAUUGCCUCUUUUCCCUUAAUAUUGUUUUCAUCUUCUUCACGAUUCUCCUGACUUGCCUCCUUUGCAGCUUGUUCAACAGCAUGUUCUUCUUCCUUUUUCUUUUUUUCCUCUUUUGCCUUUGUCAAAAUUUUUCCAUAAUUCUGCAGUUCAACAAGUUAUGUCCAAUCUUCUUGCAAUGUUUGCAGUAUUUUGGGAUACCCUCGUAUUCCAACUUUCGAGUAAACCCUUUAGAGGUUUCUGCCAUAGUUUCAAAGUUACAGGUACUUCUUGUUCUCCAUGACCAUCUUUUUAAAACUUCUUAUCAUUCUGCCGUUUUUCAAAAUUGUAAGUUAUUAUUUGUAUUGCGCUCCUUAUUCACAAUCAUCAUUAAUUUGCUUGCUUUCUUGUUUUAUUUUUUUGCAUAGAAUAUUUUGCUUAUUUGUUGUGCUUUCCCAUGCUUUUGUUAAACCAUGACUCUAGAAUUGUAUAAUACACCUGUAUGUGAAUGCUGGUUUACUUUGUGGAAAUUUCUCGUAUUGUUCAUGUUGAGUUAAAUGUCAAUCUGAAAUUUUACUUGUUGAAGCUGCUUGUUCAUUGUUCAUCUAUGUGAACAAUGUAUUUCUUUUUAAAAACCGAAAAAAAUCGAAAAAACCAAAUAAUCGAAAAAACCAAAUAAUCGAGAAAACUGAUAAAUCCCAAAACGAUAAGCUAGAGUACGUGAUUUCUGUGAACAUGUUGUUGCCUCCUCCUAAUAAAGGCAUUUUCUGUAAACAUGUUUAUAUUCAUAUUUAUUUUAGCAUCUUACGUAGUUUAAUUAGUUGUGCAUCUCACUUAAUUUUGUUAUAGAUGGCUGAUCAGAAUAAUCAAGAUAAUAGGCAAAUAUUGGGACAAGUGAGCUCUUUAGCAUCAUAUAAUGCUCUCUUAGCAUUUAUUUGGUUUUGGAAUUAUGCACGUGAAAUUGAAAAUGAUCGACGUACGAUCACACAUGCCAUACGCCCUGAAAGAGAGCAAGUUAGAGAUGAGCUAUUGAGUCAUCUAUUUUCUUCAGAACUUUGUCGUAAUAUUUUAAGAAUGACCCCUUCGGCUUUUACCAGUCUCUGUGAGAUGUUAGUUAGAGAUGGAGGUCUUAGACCAACACUUCGAGCUACAGUUGAAGAACAGGUUGCGAAAACACUUUACCUGUUAGCACAUAAUGUGACAAAUCACGAACUAUCUUUCAUCUUUCGACGAUCGGGGGAGUCGGUCAGUCAUCAUUUUCAUGUUGUCCUACGAGCUAUAUUGGGGCUAUACGAAAUAUUUAUUAAACAACCUGAUGGAUCCCAAGUUCCUUCUGAAAUUGCCAGCAACCAAAGAUUCUACCCAUAUUUUAAGGUGAAUAGAGUUAUGAUUUUACUCAAACUUUAGCAAUGUCAAGAUUGUUUGCAUGUUCAUUGAUUAUUAUAAUAUCAGGAUUGUAUUGGUGCAAUUGAUGGAACACACGUACGUAUUAAAUUUUCACAAAGUGAAGCCCCAAAAUACCGUGAGAGGAAAGAUUAUCUGUUGUACCUCGCGUUUUCAGAGCAUGAGUAUGACAUGUACCUCACCAUAGUAAUGGGGUGUCGGAGACGUCCCAUGACGUUUUGAAAGGCGCAAGUCAUGGAAAGUACGUAACAACAAUGAAAAAGGGUGAAUUACGAUCUCGUAAGUCGUAAUCGGGAAAGAGUAUUUUGAAACACGAGAACAUGGCCAUUAUUAGUAUAAUAAGUGAUAAAUAUCAUGUAUGGAGAGUUUCGGAAUAUUUCGAGAUCGAGCAAAUUGAAGAAAAUAAGUUCGACAAAAAUUUGAGAAAUGCUGGAAGGAUUUUUUGUCAACUUUGGAGGGUAUAUCUCCAUGUAUAUUAGGAUUUUUAAUGUGAAACAAAAGCCUAAAAUGUAGUUCGUCGAAUCUAGUUUAUAAUGCAACAAACCUCUUGUCGAUAGGACAUCGGAGUAGAGAAUUACAGACGUUACAAACUGAGCUGUCGACGCAGAAACAGAACUGCUACAGUACUGCUACAGUGAUGCCGACCCAACCCACUAUAAAAGGGAUUAAAAUCCCAUUUUCUUCAUCAAAACUUGUCCAAAACUUUCCAGAAAAUUCAGCAACAAAAAGGGGCUUAAAUCCCACAUAAAAGUGAGGAUUUUGAGUGAAAUUCAAGCUAUGGAAUAUCAAUCGAGGUCCAGGCAACGCGUAGACGCGAUUAUAAAUUCGUUUUGUGUUGAAGUGAGUUUGGGAACAAGUGGGUAUUGAAGAUCUUGUUACUUGAGUAAAAGAUCUUGUUACUUGAGUAAAUACAAGAUUACGAGGCUAUGAAUGAUCUUAAGUGAAUUGCAAAACUGGAAGUAAGUCGGAAGUCGAGAAAUUAUUUUUCAGGUGUAUACAGAUGAGUAGAGGAUAUUGCUAGAAGAUGUUCCAACGGGAUUGACGAGCUCCAUUUCUUUCCGGAGUGUUGCCAAGUCAGAGCAUGUGCGUUAUGAUAUAUUGAUUUAUGUUAGAGACUUUGCAGACAGAGUCACGUAUAUAGCCUGCCAGUCUAGCAAGCAACUAUUUGAGCCGAUGUAUUCAGUAUGCAUUAAUUUACAGAUUUCAUAUGAUUACAGUUUUACUUGGUUUAAGAAAGACGAAAAGAAUAUUUUUCUGAAAAACUUCCAUUAUGCAUUUCAAUUCAUGACCUGAAAGUCUAGUGAGAUUAUGAGUAUAAUGAGAGCCAGUGGGUUCGCUCGACUCUAAGUAAGGGUCGGGUGCCCAUCAUGCCCUAUCAGGAUUAGGGUGUGACAUUAUCUAACACAGAAUGUAUUAGCUGCAUGAUCAUUUGAUUUAAAAUUCACAUAUGUGUUAGCUGGGUGGGAAGGUACAACAUCUGAUUCAAGAAUUAUGAAAGAAGCACUAAAUGGACAAGACCCAUUAAAAAUUCCAGAAGGAAAAUACUACCUUGUUGAUGCUGGACUCAUGUUAAGAAGUGGGCUUAUUACACCUUAUCAGGGGGAGCGAUAUCACUUGAAAGAGUAUUCAAGAAAUCCACCUCGAAAUGCUCGUGAAUUAUUUAAUUUGCGACACGCUUCUUUGCGUAAUGCUAUUGAACGAGUAUUUGGAGUUCUUAAAAAGAGAUUUCCUAUAAUUUCUAGUUCAACGGAGUCCUCAUAUUGUACUGACACCCAAAAGCUUAUUAUCUUUGCAUGUUGUAUUUUGCUCCACUACUUAAGAGGUGUAGAUCCAAAUGAUGAGUUACUUGCUCAAGUUGAUGCGGAGCAUAUGAAUGAUAAUGAUGUGCAUGAAGAACUUCCAAAUCAUCCUAGGGAGAGCACUGAGGAAUAUAGAAGAGGGGAAUUGAUUCACAACCGAAUGAGAGUAAUUAAAACUAAAUUUGCCAAAUGCUAUGACACAUUUCAAAUGGGGAUGAGCGGGUUUUCAUGGGAUCCCAUAACAAAUAUGUGGGAUGCUGAACCUGAAGUAUGGGACCAGUUAAUUCAGGCUAAGCCUGCAGCUGCUGAGCUGAGGACCAUGUCAAUUAGAAAUUAUGAUAAACUAAUAAUACUGUAUGGAAAGGAUCGAGCUACUGGAAAGCAUGCUGAGACUGGACCAGAUAUGUUAAAAAGAGGUGCUCGUAAAAAUUUGAAAAGAUCAAGUACUAGUUCGUUGACUAUUGAUGAGGUAGAUGAGAUGAUUUUAGUGAAUGCUGCUUCGUUGGAAAACACCGAGGAACAUGGACAGGAUAAGCAGAAUCAACCAACUAAUGGUGAACCUACAUCGAAACACCGACUCCUACCAGAAAUAAGAAGUCUAAACAUUAUCAUCUUGACGAAAUGGAUGACAUGUUGAGAGGUGGGACGGACAAUUUGGCUCAUGCAAUUAACCGACUUUCAACUAUGCCUCCUAUUCCUGCGAAUGAGAUAUGGCAAAUGGUAAAGGAGAUGAAUUUGGAAUGUCACAUGAGCAAUAAGGCUUAUAUAAUUUUUUGUAAAAACGCAAAUAUGUGUUGCACACUGAUGGGAUGUCCGCAAGAAGACUGCAAAAUUCUUUUAUUGACCAUGAUGUCACCCGAAGAUUAAGUUUAGAAUAAUGUUAUUUAAAUUUUAAGUAUUUAUGAUUUUGUGGACCGCAUGAAUACUUCGUUAUUGACACUUAUUUCGUUAUGCAUUUUAAGCUAUGGAUUAUAUGAAAAAUAUAGGCA
Messenger RNA from Lycium barbarum (goji berry), 4858 nucleotides. RefSeq lists its product as uncharacterized. The record is from RefSeq and is a predicted model, not a curated record. NCBI's taxonomy places the organism in Eukaryota, Viridiplantae, Streptophyta, Magnoliopsida, Solanales, Solanaceae. The coding region runs from base 3562 to 4506 and encodes 314 amino acids. The transcript is spliced from 6 exons.